CGAUAUCAACGACAUACGGCCGCCAAACUAGUCCUCGUGAUGAUCCUCUGGUUCGAAUCCCUAGAGAGCAAUUUUGCUCAAAAAUUUUCCCUUCUUACUGAAGUUACCUGACUGGUGCUAGGGAUCUUCAAUCAAACGCGAUGCUCUCACACUUCGGUCAAUUGCACGAGAGAAAUGACCGACGUGCCGUUUCAAUGUGCACAGGAGCAUAUGGCCGAAAACUUCCCUUGGUCAGUUUUCGAUGGUAGCAGAAAAUCUCCAACGAAUCGAGAAGCAAGAUCAGACAUCCAGACCAUUGUUUGAGGGUACCUUAAAGAAAGCAGCUACUACUGCUAUUCUGGGUUCAUACGAGACGAUUAUUUCAGUCUUGAUGGUUUUUGCUCUCGCCAUGGUGUCUUACCAAAUGUUCAAAAACGCGCACAAACAGCGUCACUACCAUACGUUGAAUCACUUCUACGGGAGACUUUGCGAUGACGGCCUAUCGGACCCAUUGGUAGCCUUCCUUGGCGAGAGAUCAAGCGCCUGCACUGAAUAUGAUAUUAUAGCGCCACGUGCCACCUCGAGUGACGAUAUAUAUGACGGUCACUUCGACUCAGAAGCACUCCAAGAAACGGUCAAAGUUUGUGCUCAAGAAAACGGAACUUGCCGUGUACCGGCUCUACCAGCCGCUGAAGAUACCAGGAGGUCAAAACGACCAUGGACGUAGGACCUUUGCGAUUUUGACCCAGGCUGGAAAUGGAAAAUAAUUUUACUGUCAAUGCGCAACAUGUGCAAUAUCGUCGAUACCGGCAUCUGAAAUGGACAUGCAGGAGAUACCAAAGCUACCAUCACCGUCAGGGAAUAAAACAAAGACCGUGAUUGUAAUGACGACCCAGGCGAUUGCGUACUGCGCUGAGGGGCUAGACUCGUGACCAGUCUGACGUACGUCACAUGAGAGUGGAGAAUUUUUGACGUGAUCUCGGAGAAAUUUGGCAGGCGAAGCACGGAGUUCGAAUUUUAG
Suillus fuscotomentosus is the source of this 1000-nucleotide messenger RNA. RefSeq lists its product as uncharacterized. The record is from RefSeq and is a predicted model, not a curated record. The coding region runs from base 242 to 706 and encodes 154 amino acids. Lineage: Eukaryota; Fungi; Basidiomycota; Agaricomycetes; Boletales; Suillaceae. The transcript is spliced from 7 exons.